CAAAAGGAUACUUUAAAAAAGUCUUCGUUUUCCGUACUUUAGUUAACCUAAUUUCUCUUUUUAUUCUUAAAUUUUAUUUUCUGUUCUCAGCAUACUUUAAAACUACUCUUAAGCCUUUCUCUUUUGAUUUUUACUUGAUUUUUCAGUUGAGAUCAGUAAGGAAUCAAAGUAACAUCGUCACUUUUCGAAGGCAGCUUAUUCCCAAGUUACGCUCAUAAACACUUAAGAAGUUUACCUUUACUCACCCAAACUUCGAAAGGUCAAUGAAGUGAAAUUGACCGUUCACAAGGGGACUAAAAGGAAAAAUUUACAUUAUUAAACUUGCAAUUUCAAAGACUAACUGAAGUGACUGUUUUGCGGGCUAACAACCUUUGGUCAUAUGUACUCUUCCCUGAAAUUGUUGUGAAAACGAAGAAGGAAAGCUGAAAGUUGAUUGGUUUUUGAUAUAUUUACUAUUAUUUAAUUUGCAAUUACUUUGUAUUGAUAAGUAGAUACUUCAUACUGAGGUUGCUUGGCAUUUGUGGAAUUCUGGAGGAACGGACAUCCUUAAGAAUUGAUUGGUGAUUAUUUGUUAUAUCUUUUGUCUUUUAAUUCCUUAACCAACUGAUAGUUUUAUGUCCUCUCAUUCUGCCAACUCGAAGGACAUGAUAGAAAUGAAGUCAUUAGAAUCUUUAACUGUUACAAGACCUUAUAACUUUGCAAGCAAUGAUCGUUCCACAUAUCUGCCUUCUGAUGAAGAAGGAUCCUUUGAGCACUCAACGGAAAAAAAAACCAAACUUUCGAAGUAUUGGAAAAAAUGUAGCUAUGAAAUUCGAGAAUAUUGCAAGUUUAUAGGACCCGGAUUUUUAAUUGCAGUCGCUUAUAUAGAUCCAGGUAACUACUCUACUGAUUUGGACGCUGGUGCCCGUUUCCAGUAUAAACUUCUUUUCAUCGUUUUCCUAUCGAAUCUCUUUGCUGUUUACUUACAGGCAUUAUGCUGCCGUUUGGGCUCUGUCACUGGCUUUGACUUGGCAAGGAAUUGUCGAGAACAUUAUCAUAAAUACGUCUGUAUAGUCUUUUAUAUUUUGGCCGAAGCUGCAAUUGUUGCUACAGACAUUGCAGAAGUCAUUGGUACCGCAGUCGCUUUAAAGAUUUUAAUGAAAAUUCCGCUUGUCGCUGGUGUUGUCAUUACUAUCUUGGACGUAUUACUUGUGUUACUUGCUUGGCGUCCUGAAGGAUCUAUGCUCGGCGUCCGUAUAUUCGAAGCUGCUGUUGCUAUGCUAGUGCUUGUUGUAGCUAUUUCGUUUGCUGUCGUUCUUGGCCGUGUUCAUAUUGGUGGAGCAGGUCAAGUCUUCAAAGGCUUUCUUCCAAAUUCCACCGUUUUUUCACGUGAAGGCUUAUACAGUAGUAUUGGAAUCCUUGGAGCCACUGUCAUGCCUCAUUCUUUGUUUCUAGGAUCUGGUCUUGUUCAGACCCGUUUAAAGGAUUUUGAUGUUCGAACUGGAAAUUAUGUUCCUACAGAUGACUGUUCGGACUAUAAGCCUUCUAUCCAAACAAUUAGGCACUCUUUGACAUACUCAGUUGUUGAAGUAACUCUUUCUCUCUUUACAUUUGCCCUCUUUACUAAUUCUAGUAUCCUAAUUGUUGCAGGAGCUGUAUUUUAUAACACUAGCAACGCUGAUACCUCGGACCUAUUUUCUAUCUAUGACUUACUUACCAAAUAUGUCUCUCUCUCUUGUGGUAAAUUAUUUGCUGUAGCGCUUUUGUUUUCUGGCAUGAGUGCCGGCUAUGUUUGUACUAUAGCUGGCCAGAUGGUUAGUGAGGGUUACAUCAAUUGGAAUUUACGUCCUUGGAUUCGAAGAACUCUUACCAGAUCUAUAGCGAUCAUCCCUUGCUUAGUUGUCGCGGCUGCCGUAGGUCAAAGCGGACUAAACCAAGUCUUGAACGCAAGUCAAGUUUGCCUUUCCAUUUUGCUGCCUAUCUUAACUUUUCCUCUUGUAAUGUUUACGUGUUCUCGUAAAGUAAUGUCUACUUACUCGGAGACGGUUGAUGAAGAAACUGGUCAAGUAAUUAGAAAUGUCCAUGAUCUAAGCUUAGGUUGGCCCAUGACUAUACUUACUUGGUUAAUAUGGUUAUUUCUCACUGCGUUAAAUUUACUUCUUAUUAUUUGGUUAGGAAUGGGAGUUUCCUAUUGAGCUAAUCACUAUUUAUUCUUAAGCAUUGUCUAAAUUAAGGCGAACUAUUAUGUAUGUUAACUUUUGUACUAACAGCUUUUUUUUUCUUUUCUAGCAUUUAAAGAAUAACAAAUCUUAUUAUACAUAUACACAGACCUUCUCAAAUCCAAUUUAGAUAACAUUAAAACCGUUCGUAAC
This is a messenger RNA of Schizosaccharomyces cryophilus OY26, 2351 nucleotides long. RefSeq names its product nramp family manganese ion transporter. Gene Ontology annotation, cellular component: membrane. The transcript has a single exon. The record is from RefSeq and is a predicted model, not a curated record. Gene Ontology annotation, molecular function: cadmium ion transmembrane transporter activity; manganese ion transmembrane transporter activity. Bases 615 to 2174 code for a protein of 519 amino acids. Lineage: Eukaryota; Fungi; Ascomycota; Schizosaccharomycetes; Schizosaccharomycetales; Schizosaccharomycetaceae. Gene Ontology annotation, biological process: iron ion transport; intracellular manganese ion homeostasis.